AAAAAAAAGUUCUCUCUCUCUCUCUCUCUGUGUCUCCCAUUUGAGUUCAACCACGGCACGGCGCAAAAUUUAUGCGAUUCUCCUUCGUCGUCUUCUUUCUCUCUCUCCCCUGUAUCAUUCCUCUACAGAGGAGCAGGUUUCCUUUAAUCUUCCUUUCUUUGGUGAUUGCUUGCUGAUGAUCAAAAUUCAAAACAAUCAGACCAACGGGGACGCAGCUUCAAUGAGAAUAAUAAUUGCCUGAAUUUUUUGGAUAUUCGAUACGAUUCCGAAACCAUUCUAGGGGCUCCUUUCUGCAAAUUUAGAAAGAGAAAAUCAUAGAAUUAUAUAGAUGCAAUGGUGACGGACAAUGAGAAGGGUUUGGUAUUAGCUGUGGCGUCGAGUGUAUUCGUGGGCUCGAGCUUCAUUUUGAAGAAGAAAGGUCUCAAGCGUGCUGCUGCUAAUGGCACCCGAGCUGGGUUUGGAGGUUAUACAUAUUUGCUAGAGCCACUUUGGUGGGUAGGCUUGGUGACAAUGACUUUUGGAGAAAUUGCCAACUUUGUGGCUUACGUUUAUGCACCGGCUGUGCUAGUCACUCCUCUUGGUGCAUUGAGUAUAAUCAUCAGUGCUGUUUUGGCACACUUCCUGUUAAACGAAAAACUUGGGAAAAUGGGAGUUUGGGGAUGUGUUUGCUGCAUCGUGGGCUCGGUUAUGAUCGUCAUACACGCACCUCAGGAGCAGACUCCGAAUUCUGUUGAAGAAAUCUGGAAACUAGCAAUGCAACCAGGUUUUCUAAUUUACGUAGCCACAUCAAUGUCGAUUGUCAUGGCUUUGAUUCUCUACUGUGAACCUCUCUGCGGGCAAACAAACAUUCUUGUUUAUAUCGGAAUUUGUUCGUUGAUGGGUUCUCUCACAGUUAUGAGCAUAAAGGCCGUGGGGAUUGCGAUAAAGUUAACACUGGAGGGGAUAAACCAGAUUUGGUACCCAGAGACUUGGUUUUUUGUCAUGGUUGCAGCAGCCUGUGUCGUUAUGCAAAUGAUAUACCUGAACAAGGCGCUGGACACAUUCAACGCAGCAAUGGUUUCUCCAAUCUAUUAUGUGAUGUUCACAACCCUCACAAUUGUUGCUAGUGCGAUCAUGUUCAAGGACUGGUAUGGGCAAAACACAGACAGCGUAGCCUCUGAGAUAUGUGGGUUCAUCACGGUGCUCACAGGAACAGUUAUACUCCAUGCCACGAGAGAAGAGGAAGAAGGUUCUUCAGGAACAAUGAGAUGGCACGACUCAGGAAAGAGCUGUAACGAAGAACAUCUCAUAAGUUCGUACAGUCCUGAGUGUUAGGAAGAAGAUAAAACCGUCGAGCUUUAAUGAAAGAACAUCCCAUAAGGUUGGCAUAUCAUCUUAUCUCUAGACUCUAGUGGGGAAGAAGAAUGUAGUUUUGUUGUAUAAAUUGAUGAUAGUUGUUAUAUACAUAUAUAGUGGGUCUUUUGAGGUUUCUCUUGUCUUAUACGGGAUGGGGAGAGGCUUCAGAGAAUACAUAUUGUCCAUGCCUUAUUUGUUCCCACAUUCAUUCAUUUUCGGGCUCUUAGUACAGAUUUGUUAUCAUCAUUGUGUAAGAAUAUUUAUACUAAAUAUAUAUAUAC
Eutrema salsugineum is the source of this 1616-nucleotide messenger RNA. RefSeq names its product probable magnesium transporter NIPA7. The transcript has 8 exons. Gene Ontology annotation, molecular function: magnesium ion transmembrane transporter activity. Gene Ontology annotation, cellular component: membrane. Bases 334 to 1314 code for a protein of 326 amino acids. The record is from RefSeq and is a predicted model, not a curated record. Gene Ontology annotation, biological process: magnesium ion transport. Lineage: Eukaryota; Viridiplantae; Streptophyta; Magnoliopsida; Brassicales; Brassicaceae.